AAAGGAACGCGUACGUGGUCAUAUGACCAAGCAGGCGUGUUUUCAUUUCCCCCAACGUUACGCCGAAAAUAAUAAACACGCUUUCUUCCGUACAAGUAACGUUAAGUAACAAAAUGACAAAGCUUCAGAUCAUAAACACGUUUCUGACGGAACGCUUGAUGGCGGCGCUGAAUGAAAUCAUGGACAUGAUUGGCGGGACUGUCCUGCAGUAUGAGACCGAGCUCGAGAGCAUACAGAAAGACAACGAGUACCUCAGACGAAGACUCCACGAGAUUGAGAAACAAUUCGAGCCCAACGAUGCGGGAACCCCCGCCCCUGAACCAGCAUCUCUACCCCAGCACCUGAAGUGGAGGUCUAGCUUUGAAACCGAGCCCACAGAAAUCUAUCAGGACCAGGUACUCACUGACCAGCUCACCAGUACAAAAGUGGAAGAGUUCUCAAGUCAGCCCCUUUUGGUGAAUGAAGCCCAUUUAUCUUCAUCUCCAAUAAGAAGCACACUCACUGCAGCAACAGAUGAGAAUUUGCAAACAAGCACAUUUCCAUGUGACAUAAAAACAGAGCCUUUGGAGAAUUUUGAUUCACAGUUCACUAACGUUAACACAUCAACCCACAGUCCGCCACCUCAUUGCACUGCUCAGGUGUCAGCCGCUACUGAUGACCACAUGUCCGAUUUUAAUAUUUUCAGCUUAUCGAAUUCUACAGUGGAUCUAGAAUCACAUAACUGUGUGAACAAUUGCCGUAUAAACACAUUAAAUCCUAGAACUUUACAAAUGUCCAUCAACCCCAGUGUGUUGAAGACCUCCUGCCCAGAAACAGACUUCAACUCCACCACUUCUUAUAAAAACACUGACUUAGGAUCACCCAAAAUCAGGAUUCACGAUGCAAGCACCAAUGGUCAUCUUACUGUCGCUGUCAAUCCUCCACGUCACAUCACACCAUUCGGUAGAGAAUCCAGGCUGGGACAGGGUAAAGGACGAGGCAAAUGUCAGGGGAAGCAUGUGUGCUCCCAAUGCGGAAAACUGUUCCCUCAUCAUUCACGGCUGAAGGUGCACAUGCGCAUUCACACAGGGGAAAAGCCGUAUGCCUGUGCCCAGUGUGGAAAACGUUUCAACAAUGACGGAACUUUGAGGAACCACAGACGUGUGCAUCUGCAGUUGCGUCUCUAUGACUGUCCGGUGUGCUCGCGCAGCUUUAAGGAUGCGUACACACGUCGGAAUCACAUGCGUUUGCACGAAAGGUCUCAUCAGGCGACCUAAACUAUCGGGACUUAACGGGACUUAAACUAUAAAUUUAGGGAUGGUUUUCUCAUCGUUAUCAAUGUAUUGAUCACACUAUUUUGGAUGGAUACAGUUGUGUUAAGUUAUUUUAAGCGGUACAAUUGUUUUCCUGCUCCCAACAUUAAAUGUUAAUUUGACAUGAAUAAGAAGUAAGGGGGGCUUGCCUUUUUCAACAAGAGACUCUUUCUUUUUAUCAAUACAGCGUUUGAUGGUGUUUUUAAAACAGUUUUGAUGUCAUGUUGUUUGCACUGCCAUCAGACUAAUAGGAUGUCGCUAACAAUAAAAGAAAUCA
Triplophysa dalaica is the source of this 1569-nucleotide messenger RNA. Its product is annotated as zinc finger protein 62. Lineage: Eukaryota; Metazoa; Chordata; Actinopteri; Cypriniformes; Nemacheilidae. Gene Ontology annotation, cellular component: nucleus. The coding region runs from base 114 to 1256 and encodes 380 amino acids. The transcript is spliced from 2 exons. The record is from RefSeq and is a predicted model, not a curated record.